This is a messenger RNA of Paramecium tetraurelia, 540 nucleotides long. RefSeq lists its product as uncharacterized. The transcript has a single exon. NCBI's taxonomy places the organism in Eukaryota, Ciliophora, Oligohymenophorea, Peniculida, Parameciidae. The record is from RefSeq and is a predicted model, not a curated record.
AUGGGAUUAAAGUAAGUUGUUAAAUCUCAUAUUGAUUCCUAAAUAAAGUAAUCAGUUAAGUAUGUUAGUAGAUCUAUACCUUUGAUUAGUAUAAAGUAAUUAUCUUAUUAGCACAAAAAUAAGGUAAUCAAACUGUAUAUGAAUACAAAAGUUAGUUGUUAAAAUUCAUCUCCCUUCAUUCCUAAUAUUUUAAAGCAUUUUUAAUAAACUUAAAUUAAUCAAUAAGGCAGUGAUUUUAAUUAAAAACAUGUAAACAAUGAAGUAUAAUCGCCUAGUCAUAGUUAAGCAUUAACGUCAAUAUCUGAUAUAGUAGUUCUAGAUAAUGCAAGAUAAUCGAAUAUGCUUACUAAUUUCAAACACAAAUAAGGGUUAGAAUUAUAAUAGGAAGGAUUCAAGUUAACAAUUGUUGAAAUAUAAAAGUUGAAAAUAUUAAAAAAUCAAAAAAAUUUCAUUAGGAAAACGAAUAAUUUCAACCUUUCAUUGAAUUCCAGGAUAUUUUCAUACGAAAAUGGAAUUUAUACUAGGGCAAAAUUGGAAUGA